GCCAAGCGUCAUCAUGCAUGUUCCUAAUUCCUCCUGCCUGUUUACUAGCCAGACUCUGUUCACCCCAGGCUGUGUCUGUCCCGUAAGAGGCCAUGUGGCUGCACCUGGCGGCCCUCGUGGGCCUCUACUACCUCCUGCGCUGGUACCGGGAGACGCAGGUGGUGAGCCACCUCCGGGACAAGUUCGUCUUCAUCACGGGCUGUGACUCGGGCUUCGGGAACCUGCUGGCCAGGCAGCUGGACCUGCGAGGCUUGAGGGUCCUGGCUGGGUGUCUGACGGAGCAGGGGGCCGAGCAGCUGAGGAACCAGACGUCAGACAGGCUGCAGACGGUGAUCCUGGAUGUCACCAAGACUGAGAGCAUCGCUGCGGCCACCGAGUGGGUGAAGGAGCGUGUGGGGGGCAGAGGUACCACCCAGAUUUCUUUUGUAUUUAUUUCUUCUCUCAAUGUGAAGGGGAGAUCCCCUGUCAAGAAAGAUUCCAAGGUGUUUUCCAGGACUUGAAGUCCCACCUGCCUUCUUUACCUCACCUA
Cervus elaphus (red deer) is the source of this 529-nucleotide messenger RNA. RefSeq names its product 17-beta-hydroxysteroid dehydrogenase type 6-like. The record is from RefSeq and is a predicted model, not a curated record. The transcript has a single exon. Bases 93 to 500 code for a protein of 135 amino acids. Lineage: Eukaryota; Metazoa; Chordata; Mammalia; Artiodactyla; Cervidae.